This is a messenger RNA of Penicillium subrubescens, 354 nucleotides long. RefSeq lists its product as uncharacterized. The transcript is spliced from 2 exons. The record is from RefSeq and is a predicted model, not a curated record. Bases 1 to 354 code for a protein of 117 amino acids. Lineage: Eukaryota; Fungi; Ascomycota; Eurotiomycetes; Eurotiales; Aspergillaceae.
AUGUACGGAGUCCGGAGUACUGUACCUCCCUAUAUUUACCCUUCACUAACCAUUCCCAACCGCAUCCCCGGCCGUCCCCACGGCUCAUGGCCCGUGGUUGUUACAGAGUGCCGCAAGUGCGCUGUCGCUAGCCCAAAACUAGCGCGGUUCCCGCCUCCAAGACCAAGUGCCGGCGAGGAUCUCACGGCGUGGUUCGACCGAAGUGACGAACAGGUUUGGUCGGGCGCAAGCUUUGCCCCCUCUCUUGCCCCUUCCCCUUUCCAGAAUCCCAGGGAGGCUCGGUUCUGCUGUAAGCUUUCCUGGGCGGCUGGGGAUCGACAUUGCGGGUUCUUGGCUGGACGGAACGCGGCCUAG